Heterobasidion irregulare TC 32-1 is the source of this 1181-nucleotide messenger RNA. RefSeq lists its product as uncharacterized. The record is from RefSeq and is a predicted model, not a curated record. The coding region runs from base 342 to 1181 and encodes 279 amino acids. NCBI's taxonomy places the organism in Eukaryota, Fungi, Basidiomycota, Agaricomycetes, Russulales, Bondarzewiaceae. The transcript is spliced from 4 exons.
CGUCACGCCCCCCUCCACCCUUGGCUGCUGUAUGAGCGGUAUAGGACGGGGAAGCUUCUCGCACGACGUGCGACGCAGAAGAUCGGCAAGGAGGAGACGCGGCGGCUGACGCGCCCCCAUCGUCUACCCUGCACUCCUCGCCCGCGUCGCCGAGGCCUUCCGCGCGCGCGUUCUUGAGCGGCGACAUGCCUUGCCUUUGCGCACGCGCUCAGCAAGUUCAUCCUGCCCCUGCACCCCGACUCGGCGUCCAUGCAGGAGAGCGGCUCCUCACCCUCGCACGACCCCUCCUCCACCGACUCGCCGCUACCGUCGCUAGGUGACCCCGAGCGCGACGACUCAAGAUGCACCCUGCGCUCUGCUCAGACGCGCUACAUGCGUUCGAAUGUGUCAACAAGGAGGACAAGGGCAAGCUGGCGGCGGAGAGACAAGACGGGAAAGGGAGGGCUGAUUGUUACGAGGCCUUGAAGCCUACGCACCUUGGACCGCGCUGCUUCACUGUCUCAAGGCCGACGUCCCGUCCUUCGACCUCACGCACCGCCGCCACGCACUGUCCCUCCACUGACGGCGACCCCUGUCCUCGUCCACACCUACGCCCACAUUCACUGCCGUCUGCACCCCCGGAGCGCACGCUGCCUGACGACACGCAAAGGAUCGCGGCCGUUCGAGUGUGGACGAGGAGGAUGAGACCCAGCUGGUGGUACAUCGUCAUCUCUUACUCCCGUUGUACCCUCGUCCGGUCUUCCUCUCAUCCACUCCUGCUCGACCCUGUCGACCUGCUUGCCCGACGCUCUCAACCCGCUCGCUCGCUCUCGUGCUCGACCCACUCGGCACCACGGCCACUUGCUCGUGUCCUCUACGUCCCCUCCGCACAUCGUCCACGCGGGCGCUUUCGCCUGGGACUGAUAUCCGCCCCCACGCUCGUCUCCUCGACACCACUCACGGCCGCCUACUCGUCUUCUCAAACGCCUCGACGUUCAGUCCCUCGAACCCCCAACUGUCGACUGCCUGCAGAUCGGACGCGGCGCCUCGUCGAGGACAAGGAAUGGCUGGAAGGAAGAUACGAGGUGGGAAGAGGGUUGAAACGGACAACGAGGACAUGCACGAUGGAUGGGAACUCAUUGAGCAAGCCGGGGAGUUUCGCCCUCUCCCGGAGAUGGGUAUCCGCCGCGCUCGUGUUGUGA